AUGUUUCCUAGGAAGUAUAGUUCUGGAAAAGAAAAGAGAAAGAAGAGGAUGAAAGUAGAACAAUUAAUUCAAUCUCAGUUGGGAGCACUUGAUAAAUAUUUUGGUACCAAGAAACAAGUAGAAAUUUUAGGUUCAAAUGACAAUGAUGAUGAAGAUUUGGUAAUUGAAGAACCUAAUCAUUGUGUGAACAAUAAUAAGAAUGAUGAUUUGGUGAUUGAACAACCUAGUGAACAUAUGAAUGAGAAUGAGAAUGAGAAUGAGAAUGAAGAUUUGGGAAAUGUAGAAUCUAGUGAAAGUGAAGAUGUCAAUGUUGAAUGUGGACCUCUAAACAUUUAUGACCCUAGUAAUUGGGACAGGAUUGAUCAAAAUUUAAGGAAUUUACUAGUUGAAAGAGGUCCUAUAAGAGGUAAUGGUGUGAAUUUUCCCCUAGAUGACAAAGAUAGGCAUUUUUCUUCUACAUUUUACAUGCGGCAAUUACAAAAUGAAGAGACGCAGGAUAGGAAGUGGCUAGUAUAUUCAGAUGCUUCAGACAAAGUGUUUUUCUUUUGUUGCAAGUUGUUUAAGCAAGAUGGGAACAAUAUUCAUUUGGCUACUAAUGGAUUGAAAGAUUGGAAGAAUAUGGGCAACAGGCUUAGAAGUCAUGAAACUAGUAAUGAGCACUUUAUCUGCAUGAGCAAAUGGGUUGAAUUGGAAAGUAGAUUGAAGAAGAAUGAAACAAUUGAUAGAAGUGUUCAAGAACAAAUCAACAAAGAGAGGGAACACUGGAGACAAGUGUUACUAAGGAUAAUUGCUAUUGUGAUCACUCUUGCUAAAAAUAAUUUAGCUUUUCGUGGAGACAAUGAGAAGAUUUAUCAAGAAAGAAAUGGAAUCUUUUUAAGCUUAAUUGAAAUGCUUGCUAAAUUUGAUCCAGUAAUGCAAGAGCACAUUCAACGUAUUCAAAGGAGUGAAAUUCAUUACCAUUAUCUUGGCCACAAAAUCCAAAAUGAAUUGAUACAGAUGUUAGCGAGUGAGAUCAAGAGUACGAUUGUGGCAAGAAUCAAAGAAGCAAAAUAUUUUUCAAAUAUUCUUGAUUGUACUCUAGAUGUUAGUCAUGAAGAACAAAUGUCUCUUGUGAUAAGAUGUGUAGAUGUUUCAACCAGUCCGGUAAAGGUAGAAGAAUUCUUUUUAGAAUUUUUGAAAGUGGAUGAUACAUCGAGGUUGGGACUUUUUAAUGUACUUAGAGAGGCAUUGCACACACUCCAACUUGAUAUUGGUGAUAUAAGAGGGCGAGGAUAUGAUAAUGGCUCUAAUAUGAAAGGGAGACACAAAGGUGUACAAAAAAGAGUACUUGAAAUAAAUCCAAGAGCAUUCUACACGCCAUGUGGGUGUCAUAGUCUUAAUCUUGCCCUUUGUGAUAUGGCUACCUCUUGUUCCAAAGCUAUCUAUUUCUUUAGAGUGGUACAACGCAUAUAUGUGUUGUUUUCAUCUUCUACAAAGAGAUGGAAAAUUUUCAAAGAUAAUGUGGAAGGUCUCACACUUAAGCCAUUAUCACAAACUCGUUGGGAAAGUCGUAUUGAAAGUGUUAAAGCUAUACGGUACCAAGCUCCACAAAUUAGAGAUGCUUUAAUUCAGUUGGAAAAAGAAGCUAAUGAGCCCAAUACAAAGUGUGAAGCUGAAUCCUUAGUUACAUCUGAAAUUGAGAACUUUGAGUUUUUACUUGGCAUGAUUAUUUGGCACAAUCUGUUGUUUGCUGUUAAUUCUGUUAGCAUGACAUUUCAAGCUGAAGACAUGCAUAUUGAUGUUGCUAUACAUCAAUUAAAAGGACUCAUUACAUUUCUUGAAAAGUAUAGACAAACUGGAUUUUUGGAGGCCAUGAUUGAAGCUAAAGAAGUCGCAAUUGAAAUGGAGAUUGAAGCUACAUUUCGUGAAAGGCGUGUCAUUCGUGGAAAGAAACAUUUUGAUGAGAAUGUUAGUGAAGAGGUUGCACAAUCAGCUGAAGAAUCCUUUAGAAAGUUAAAUUCUACCAAUGAUGAGUGCUUGAAGACUUAUUGUGCUAAUCUUGAAGACUUUUUGAAACAUGAUGGGCUUAUGGAUGUUGAUGGGAGAGAUUUAUUUUCUAAGUUGAAAGUCUUCAAAGAAAUUUUGUCAAAAGAAAUCAAUAGGCCAAUUGAGGUGAUGAAUUAUUUGAAAUUGAUGGAUGGUUGUUUUCCAAAUGUUUGGAUUGCGUAUAGAAUAUUGUUGACUAUUCCAGUUACCGUUGCCUCUGGAGAAAGAAGUUUUUCAAAGUUAAAAUUGAUCAAAUCCUACCUUCGAUUAACAAUGUCACAAGAAAGAUUGAAUGGAUUAGCUAUAUUGUCUAUUGAAAAGGAUUUGGUAGAUAAAUUAGAUUAUACAAACUUAAUUAGUGAUUUUGCAGCUAAAAAUGCAAGAAGAGUAGUAUUUAAGUGA
Molecule: messenger RNA, 2427 nt
Organism: Camellia sinensis
Lineage: Eukaryota; Viridiplantae; Streptophyta; Magnoliopsida; Ericales; Theaceae
Source: RefSeq, a predicted model, not a curated record